AGCAAAGCAACUUGUUGUUUAAAGUGUAAAGUGAAAUUGAAAGAAGUUUGGAAGCAUUUAUUAUAACCAAUCUUUCUUGCACGAUUCAGCAACCUAGUUGAGUGAGAUGGUCCUUUUAUUCCCACUGUGUUUCACAUAUUAUAUUCAGCCAACACCUUUAGCAAAAUAUGCUUCUUGUCUAAUCCCUUUAUUCCUUAUAGUAGUAAUAGGAGAUUGUUUAAAUCUCCAUCUUUCUUCUCAAGUUUCAGCAAUGGGGAAUUGCCUUUCUCUCUCUCCUUCUGCAAAGGUUCUCUCUAUCUCCAAGAAGAACAAGGCUUCUUUGCCCAUUGAUAACAUUUUCAAGCUUCCCUCUCCAUUACCAACUUGGCCACCAGGUAAUGGAUUUGCAAGUGGAGUUAUCAAUUUGGGAGGAUUACAAGUGCGUCAAAUAUCAUCUUUCAACAAAGUUUGGGCGACAAAAGAAGGUGGUCCAGACAACCUUGGAGCAACAUUCUUUGAACCCUCAAAUGUACCACAAGGAUUCUUUAUGCUAGGUUCUUAUAGCCAAGCAAACAACCAGACUUUCUUUGGAAGGGUUCUUGUAGCCAAAGAUGACUCAGGUGGAGCUCUGAAGAAGCCACUGGAUUACACUCUUGUGUGGAGCAGUGAGUCUUCGAAAAUCAAGCAAGAUGGCAAUGGCUAUAUUUGGUUGCCAACACCCCCAGAUGGUUACAAAGCCGUAGGCCAUGUUGUCACGAGCUCGCCUAACAAGCCAUCCCCAGAUCAAAUUAGGUGUGUUAGAUCUGACCUCACUGAUCAAUGUGAGGCCCACACAUGGACUUGGGGUCCAGGUAAGGAUAAGGAUGAAAAUGGUUUCAAUGUUUAUAGUUUGAGGCCCAGCAUUAGAGGGAUCCAAUCCCAAGCUAUGGGAGUUUCUGUGGGUUCAUUUUUAGCCUACACUGGUGGGGUUACUUCUCCUUUGUCUAAUAUAGCUUGCUUGAAGAAUGCCAAAUCCAAUUUGUCUUCUAUGCCUAAUGUAAAGCAAAUUGAGGCAUUACUUCAUACCUACUCUCCAUGGGUAUACUUUCACUCUGAUGAAAUAUAUCUACCUUCCUCAGUUGAUUGGUUUUUUGGGAAUGGGGCACUAUUAUAUAAGAAAGGGGAAGAGUCAAAGCCUGCUCCAAUUGAGCCCACAGGCUCAAAUCUUCCUCAAGGUGGUUCAAAUGAUGGUGCAUAUUGGUUGGACCUUCCAGUUGAUGAAGGGGCUAAAGAAAGAGUCAAGAAAGGAGACUUAGGGAACUCCCAGGUUUAUGUUCACAUAAAGCCCAUGUUGGGUGCUACAUUCACUGACAUAGCUAUAUGGGUCUUUUAUCCAUUUAAUGGGCCUGCAAAGGCUAAGGUUGAAAUGGUCAAUGUCCCAUUGGGGAAGAUAGGUGAACAUGUUGGUGAUUGGGAGCAUGUGACUUUAAGAGUCAGCAAUUUCAAUGGGGAGCUACAAAGGGUCUAUUUCUCUGAACACAGUGGAGGCACUUGGGUGGAUGCACCAGAGCUAGAGUUUCAAAAUGGUAACAAGCCUGUGGCCUAUGCAUCAUUGAAUGGCCAUGCCUUUUAUUCAAAGCCAGGACUUGUUUUGCAAGGGAGUAAGGGAAUAGGAAUAAGAAAUGAUUCUGAAAAGAGCAAUUUGGUCAUGGAUACUGGGUUGAGUUAUUCAGUAGUGUCAGCUGACUAUUUGGGUUCAGCCGUGGUUGAGCCACCUUGGUUGAGCUAUUGUAGAGAAUGGGGUCCAAAACUUAGUUAUGAUCUUGCAGAGGAGAUUAAAAAGGUGGAGAAAUUACUGCCAGGUCCUCUUAAAUCUGCUUUUGACAAAUUUAUCAAGGGCCUACCCAGUGAAGUGUUGGGUGAGGAAGGGCCCACUGGGCCCAAGAUGAAGAACAGUUGGACUGGAGAUGAAGUUUAACGGCUUAGAUUUGUUAUAUUAUUGCUUUUAUAUUCUUGAUGUAACACUAAUAACAUUUUUUUUUUUUUUUUUAUUUUUUUGCUGAAUAACACUAAUAACUUAUUGCUUACACAAUGAAGUUAUGGACUUAUAUUUAUGUGUAAAGAUUGGGAUUGGGAUCUAGAAAAAUGCAUUUGUUACCUCCAA
Quercus robur (English oak) is the source of this 2122-nucleotide messenger RNA. RefSeq lists its product as hypothetical. NCBI's taxonomy places the organism in Eukaryota, Viridiplantae, Streptophyta, Magnoliopsida, Fagales, Fagaceae. Bases 107 to 1936 code for a protein of 609 amino acids. The record is from RefSeq and is a predicted model, not a curated record. The transcript is spliced from 2 exons.